Lutzomyia longipalpis is the source of this 2818-nucleotide messenger RNA. RefSeq lists its product as uncharacterized. Bases 154 to 2466 code for a protein of 770 amino acids. The record is from RefSeq and is a predicted model, not a curated record. Gene Ontology annotation, cellular component: nucleus. The transcript has 8 exons. Gene Ontology annotation, molecular function: transcription coregulator activity; RNA binding. NCBI's taxonomy places the organism in Eukaryota, Metazoa, Arthropoda, Insecta, Diptera, Psychodidae. Gene Ontology annotation, biological process: regulation of DNA-templated transcription.
UGAAACACAAAACAACUUUAUCGUGUGAAUUUUCACAAAAUAAAGUGUGCUCGUUGGAAAAUUGCAAUUUUCACUGUGAAAACUCGCAGUUUUCUGUGCAAAAUCCAUUGCAAAUUGUAGACAAGUGCCCAAAGAACGCGCAGAAGAGCAAAAAUGGGAGAUCAGUACGGAAACUACGGUAAUUUCACUCCUGGACAGUUUUCUGUUCCACCACCGGGCUAUGGGUCAGGUGGUGGUGGUUCUGCACCACCCAGCUCAGGGGGCAAUUGGGGUGGACCGCAGCAAAACUACGGUGGUGGAAAUCAAGGAAACCACUACGGCGGAUCAGGGGGUGAUGAUGAUUACUAUGAGAAUGAAGGUAAUUUUUCAGGCGGAAAGAAUGGCGGGGGCGGAGGUGGUGGCUAUCAGAAUCGUGGCCGUGGAGGAGAUUAUGGAGGAAAUCUUCCUUGGAAUGGAGGUUGGGGAGAAUGGAUGAAUCCAUCAUGGAGGGAUUGGAUGGCUCCACAACCACCCAAAAUACCCAAAAUGUCAUCAAGAAUAAAUCAAGAAUCAACCCUAAAAUCCGACUCGGAAAUUUUCAAGGCAAAUGAAGAUUUAAAAUUUGCCACGUGGAAUGUAAGUGAUCUCAGUAGAGAAGGAUCUCACGGGGAAUGCCUCAGAGAAUUGCAAUCCCACUACGUGGACAUUGCAGCCCUGCAGAAUAUUAAGUUCGAAGGUAGCGGAGUACGUAGGCGGAGAAAGGCAGAUCUCUUUCACAGUGGUAAUGCGCGAAAGGAAUUAGGGGCAGGUUUUCUCGUUGGUUACCUCCUUGUGGACAAAGUUACGGACUUUAUUCCACUCACAGAGCGAAUUUGUUACAUUCGUUUGGACAGAGAAGAGUACAGUAUGUCAAUGAUUUCCGUAAUUGCUCCCACUGAAGAUGCCACUGAGGGAGAUAAGAAGAAAUUCUAUGAGCAUCUCUCGAGAUUCUUUGACAUUCUUCCCAAGGAGGAUUUCAAGCUUAUCUUGGGGGAUUUUGAUGCUAAAGUGGGGAAAGAAGAUGGAGAGCAUCAGUCCGUUGUUGGGAAGCAUAGUUUGCACGAUGAAUGCAAUGAAAAUGGGCAACUUCUUGUGAAUUUUGCCAAAAGUCAUAAUCUCAUCAUUAGCAGUACCUUCUUCCCACACAAAAAUGUCCACAAGAUCACCUGCAAACCCACUGAUAUGCACACAGGUGGUCAAACAGAUCACGUGCUCGUUUCGCAUGAACACAGCAAAACAAUUCUCGAUGUGAGAGCAUGGAGGGGAACAGAUUUUGCAUCAGAUCAUUUCCCCGUAACACUUCUCAUUAGGGAAAAGGUCUUUUUGGACAAGAUGGACAAUGAAAGAAGGCAGCGCAAGGAGAAAUUGGGUGUUAGAUUAACAUCAAAACCCUGGGUUGAUGAUGAAUGCGCCGCACAAUUCAUUGCAAAGGAUAAUUUCAUUAAAAAUCAUCGGAAAACUAAAUGUGAAUGGGACGAGGAGAAGUACAGGGAGAUUCGGACUAAAACACAAAAGCUAAUAAGGCGGAAGAAAAGGGUGCUUCAGAAGGAGGAAUUUGAAUUUGAGAUGUUGAAGCAGGGGACUUUGGCGUCGAUCGCCGCCGAGGUGGCGGUGGCGGCGGAGGCAGCGGUGGCGGUGGAAAUUUCGGGAGGUGGUGGUGACAAUCGUGGUGAUUCCAACAUGAUCACCCAGGAGGAUACAAUCUUUGUAUCGGGAAUGGAUACAUCUGUGACUGAGCAGGAGAUUAUGAAUCACUUUGGAGCCAUUGGGGUCAUUAAGAAGGACAAAAAGACAAUGAAGCCGAAGAUUUGGGUGUACAAGGAUAAGCAAACGGGUGAAUCCAAGGGUGAAGCCACUGUGACGUAUGACGAUGCAAAUGCAGCUAAAUCAGCAAUUUCCUGGUUCGAUGGAGGCGAUUUCAAUGGGUCAACAAUUAAGGUUUCCCUCGCACAGAGGCCAGGGAAUAAUUGGCAAGCUCGUGGAGGUGGCCGCGGCGGUGGUCGUGGUGGUUUUGGCGGAGGACGUGGAGGUCAUGGCGGUGGUGGCGGCGGCGGUGGCGGUCCCAGGGAGUUUGGCAGCCGUGGUGGUGGAAGUGAUCAAGAAUCACGCGGAGGACCCCCACGUGGUGGUGGCGGAAGUGGCGGUGGCAGUGGUGGUGGCAACAACAUGCUGCAAGAUCGCGAGGGCGAUUGGAUUUGCAGUGGAUGCAGCAAUAAGAACUUUGCGUGGCGCAAUGCAUGCAAUCGGUGCAAGGCACCGAAGGAUGAUGGUGGAAAUGGUGGGCCAGGUGGGGAUGGAGGCUUUCGUGGGAAUCGUGGACCCCCUGGAGGAGAUCGUGGUGAUCGUGGCUUCGGUGGGGGCAACAUGGGUGGAGGAUUCGGUGGCCGAGGCCGUGGAUCAAUGCGUGGCGGUGAUCGCGGCGGUAGAGACAGACCGAGACCAUACUAAAGUGUGUAGAGAAGAAGAAGCAGCACGCAUUUAGAUAUUUAUGGACAUUCACUACACAACAACAACAACAAAAAUUGAAGAAAAUAAUUUUAAGGAGUUUUUAUUUUAAUGCUACUAAAGAUUUAAUUGCCAUGUAGAGGAGAGAAAGAGAGUAGUGAAAUGGUAAUUUUAAAAUACAAAAAAAAAGAAAGAAUUAAUUAGCAUAUAAGUACCUAAUUACUAUGUAUUUUUUUUUAAAUCUCCUUUUGUUGCGUUUUAGAUUUUAGUUCAAAAAAAAAAGAAAAAUUGCAAAAAAUUCUGUCACAUCAAAUAAAGAAAAAUAAAAAAUAAAGAGUUCUAAUUCUAUGCGAAA